Messenger RNA from Pecten maximus, 6636 nucleotides. Its product is annotated as gastrula zinc finger protein xFG20-1-like. Gene Ontology annotation, cellular component: nucleus. Gene Ontology annotation, molecular function: RNA polymerase II transcription regulatory region sequence-specific DNA binding; DNA-binding transcription factor activity, RNA polymerase II-specific. The record is from RefSeq and is a predicted model, not a curated record. Gene Ontology annotation, biological process: regulation of transcription by RNA polymerase II. NCBI's taxonomy places the organism in Eukaryota, Metazoa, Mollusca, Bivalvia, Pectinida, Pectinidae.
CGGGUCGGAAAAGGACACAGUUUGUCGGUCGGUUGGUGGGCUGACGUCUGCUCCAAAGUUUCCGAGUGUCAGUUCUGGAUUGUUUACAGGACUUUAAAGUUGUCAACUGGAACAGAAGCUUAUUGGAGGACAUCCCGUCACUUUAAAGUCGAGAUGUCGAGUAAGGAGAAGGACCUGGUAGCCCGCCUGCUGAAACAGUCUAUCCUAUCACUAUGUAAAGAGACGGUGUCCUUCCGUCACAACCUCGAGGUGGACGGAAUUAUCAGCAUCACAUUGGAAAACGAGUCCCAACAAAUCGUCAUUAAAGUCCACGAGUACUUCCAGAAGAUUCGGGACGAGUCGACUCUGCCGAACAAUGAUAGUUUGUGCGACGACGAUAGCUCUAUAGAACGAUACGAGAAACAACCCCGCGUCACCAAUAUCGUACAAAGAAAGAGCUAUUCCGAGACGUUUCGACCCCAGCCGCUGCCAACUGGCGAUCCUAGCAACAGGCUUCGUAGUCCAAACUCGGGCAAGUUCACAAAGACUGUACAAAAGACGUGGCCUGAUGAUUUACCUGCUGUUGCCGACUCUAGUAUCCCGCCGUCAGCAGAGGACGACCUCUCGCCACAGGAAGCAACAUCAAGCAUGUCGUCCAGCAAUGACUUCGGGAGUGCACCUGUCGACUCAGAAAUAGACGAUAUGGACGACGAUUACGACGAGGAUGACAAGAAAUGUGAUCUACGACAGCAGGCUGGAAGUAGAUCUCAAAACUCCGGACACAAUGUUCCGAUGAGGAAACCAAUUGUGCAUCGGCUCAUGGCACAGAAGCUAGUGGCCAACGCUAGACGGAAUCCCAAGAUAAAUACGACAUCGCGGUCGUUAACAAGUGAUAACACGAAAUCGGCAAAUGCCAAUAUUACGGCGAGUACAACGUCAGUGUCGUCUUUACCGGCCAAAAACAUCCGCUGUAAACGGUGUGGGGAAGUGGCAUCCGACGGACCGGCGUUCGUCCAUCAUAAUCUCAAUGUACACAAUGUGUUCACGUGCCAAAUUUGCUACAACACCUUCACAUGCAGAAACAACAUGAAACGCCACAUCCGUUUGCACACGGGUUACAAGCCAUACCAAUGUUCUCUGUGUUCCGAAAGCUUCACCCGAAAGGACGAUAUCAAACGGCAUCUUAUUCGUCACAACUAUAGUAAACCUUUCCGCUGUAAUCUGUGCGGUAAAGGAUACAUGGACCGGAAGACAAUUAAAACACACAUGAGGAAGGAACACUUAAGGAAACUUGUACACGUGUGUCCAACUUGCGGUGAGAGUUUUGACGACGAUCAGAAAUUCCAGAUUCAUAAGAAGGACCAUCCUGAACUGAAGGUGUUUCAAUGUUCUGCGUGUCACUUCACUGGCUCCAAUUCUCUCAUGUACAACAAACAUCUUCUGACCCACGACCCGGCCAGGACCUUCACCUGCUCGGCUUGUGAUCUUGACUUCAACGAUCCGUUCAAGUACACUAACCACGUGAAGAAACAUCGCUAUGAAACCAACUUUACAUCUUACCAUUGCUGUUUCUGUCAUCAGAUCUGUUCCACCUAUGACCAAUUCAUAAAGCACGAGCAUACGCACGCUCAAGCUAAGCGCCACACGUGCACGAUUUGUCUGAAACAGUUUAGAUAUCCUUCAAAUCUUCGCGAACAUAUGGUCACUCACAGUAACUAUUUUAUGCACGGAGUAAAGGAGGAGAUUGGCGCCAUCAGCCGCCGCAGUCAGUCACCGGAAGAGGAAAAUAUUGUACCGAAACAGGAAGUAGGCGCCAUGUGCAUUGAUCAGACGGAUGUUGGGUACACGACGGAAUUUAUGAAGGGAGAGGAAGGCCUCGCUGGUGAUAGUUCCAGUCAGUACUGGUGUACGGAGUGUCAGCAGGGCUUCGAGACCGAGGACAUACUGACGGAACACAUUACGAGAACACAUGAGAUGUCAAUGGACGACACGUCGCCAAAUUCUGACGAUGGUGAAUCGAAAUCACACGCAAAGGUCGAGACAUGCAUAUCCGGGGAAACUUACGCGCCAAAUUCUGCUCCAACUGAUUCGGUGGCAUCAUCAGGUCAUUCAGUUAUCCCUGUGGUAGCAACAGAUUCGAUGCCAUUGUUGAACACUAUGACCAAACCGUCAUCUCGUAAAACGACUGUCAGAGUCAAACUCGGCGAUAGCUCGUACCGCAAUGUGGUCGUCAAACAGGAGCCUGACUCGGACUCUGACGGGGCGACAGGUGACCUGCGUCGGUCGCCUGAUAACAUUAGUUCAAGUGUCAGUAUCGCGUCGCCACACUCAUCCGUGACGUCACCACCCGAACAAAUGGACAAUGGUCCCGUUUUCCCACAGAACGGCGACCUUGAAAAGAAAUUGGUCGUACAGCCAUCGCCUAUAAAGCUGAACGUACGCUCUCCUGGGUUUGAACGAGUUGUUACGCCUGUUUCUCUCUUCAAAGACGAGGAGUCGUUUACAUGCGACGUCUGUAACGACGUGUCGGCUGAUUUUGAAUCCUACGAUAAACAUAACAACACGAUGCACCGACGCUUCUUGUGCGAGUACUGUGGUAAAACGUUUACGUCCAAACCUAACAGGGACCGACACGUGCGCUACCAUACGGGCGAAAGACCUUUCAAGUGUGAACUGUGCACCAAAUCCUUCUUCCGGGGUGACGACCUCAAAUACCACCGUACCACCAGGCAUGCAGAAAUCAAGCCUUUCUCUUGUACAAAGUGCGCCAUGACCUUCGCUUGGCACAACGACCUUGAGCGCCACCUAAAGACACACAGAAAAUAACAAGGAACUUUUUAAUGUAUAGGAGAUUCAAACGAACUUUUCAACUGUGUUCACGCUUGUCCUGAUUAAUUCCCGAUAUAAAUUAACAGGUGUAUAUAUAAAUUAACAGGUGUAUAUAUAAAUUAACAGGUGUAUAUAUAAAUUAACAGUGAUAGCGUUUGUUCCGUGCAAUGUCAUAUAGCGAUUGAAGCUCCUUUUUAUCGCCGCAAUAUUCCAGUUUAUUUUCGUUAUUCAGAGUUGUCUUGUGCUUUCCGGAAUUUACUCGCGAUGUUCAAAGUUUAUUCGCAAUAUCUACAAUUUACUUGUGAUUUUCAUUAUUCGGAGUUAAUUCGGAAUGUUCAUAAUUUACUUGCGAUGUUUAGAAUUAUUAGCUAUAUACAAAUUUCACUCCCGAUGCUUAGAGUUGACUUGCAAUGUUCAGUUUUAACUCGCGCUGUUUAUACUGUACUCCGAUACAGUUGAGUUACGGUUGGUACAGAUGUUUGCGAUGUCAAGAAUUCACUUACAAUAUUGAGAGUUUCCUUACGCUGUCAAUUUUGUUUUCUUUACCUGAAGUUUGAAUUUUUGAUUUUAUUGUUCAUUGUAAUAUGUUUCAGAUAGCGUUUGAUCAUUUCAGUCCAAAAUGUAUCGGAGAAAAAUCGAGAUUUCGAGAAAUGCCUUGUAAACCUACACUUCUUGAUUCUACCAUCCUUUUUAUGUGACGUAUCCAAAACCUAGAAAUUUGCUUCGUAAAUAAGAAAUACCAAACACAUUCAUUUAAAUACUGACAGCGUCAUGUGACAUCUAGAUACUGACAGCGUCAUGUGACAUCUAGAUUCUGACAGCGUCAUGUGACAUCUAGAUACUGACAGCGUCAUGUGACAUCUAGAUACUGACAGCGUCAUGUGACAUCUAGAUACUGACAGCGUCAUGUGACAUCUAGAUACUGACACCGUCAUGUGACAUCUAGAUACUGACACCGUCAUGUGACAUCUAGAUACUGACACCGUCAUGUGACAUCUAGAUACUGACAGCGUCAUGUGGCAUCUAGAUACUGACAGCGUCAUGUGACAUCUAGAUACUGACAGCGUCAUGUGACAUCUAGAUACUGACAGCGUCAUGUGACAUCUAGAUACUGACACCGUCAUGUGACAUCUAGAUAAUGACAGCGUCAUGUGACAUCUAGAUACUGACAGCGUCAUGUGACAUCUAAAUACUGACACCGUCAUGUGACAUCUAAAUACUGACAGCGUCAUGUGACAUCCAGACACUGACAGUGUCAUGUGACAUCUAGAUACUGACACCGUCAUGUGACAUUUAGAUACUGACAGCGUCAUGUGGCAUCUAGAUACAGCGUCAUGUGACAUCUAGAUACUGACAAUGUCAUGUGACAUCUAAAUACUGACAGCGUCAUGUGACAUCUAGACACUGACAGCGCCAUGUGACAUCUAAAUACUGACACCGUCAUGUGACAUCUAGACACUGACAGCGCCAUGUGACAUCCAGACACUGACAGCGCCAUGUGACAUCUAAAUACUGACACCGUCAUGUGACAUCUAGAUACAACGUCAUGUGACAUCUAGAUACUGACAGGGUCAUGUGACAUCCAGACACUGACAGCGUCAUGUGACAUCUAGAUACUGACAGCGUCAUGUGACAUCUAGAUACAGCGUCAUGUGACAUCUAUAUACUGACACCGUCAUAUAAUUUGAUUUUGUCUGUAACAAGCAUUAUAACGUAAAAAUGACAUCGCCAUUCAUUUACAUUACACUCCGGUAUUAUUACUGUUAUACAUAACAUAAAAAUGUAUUCAAGUUAAUCCUGAAGUUACAUUUUGUUGAACUAUUUAGUACCUGUAUCGUAUUAACGGUGGAUUUCCUCUGACGUCUUUAUAUUCCACUAUCAUCUGAUGGUUGGCUAUUCGUCCGUGGUCCGUUCGUCUGUCGCGUGUCUGUAAGCGAUCCUUGUUUUUCCUAUAUCUGUAUUUCGUAGAUCUUUAUUCAUAUUUCAUAUGAUUUAAGAGUAAUCGGACUUUGACUGGUCGGGAAACAAUAUGGCCGACAUGUGGCCAUUUUGACAACUGAAGUUUUUGGAUCGCAAUUUCUUGGAUCUCUCUAAGUGGGUUCCUUUUGUAUGAGUUAAAGUUUGUUAUUUCCCAGAGAACUCUUAAUGGAUCUCUCAACUUCCGCAUUGCUUACCUUGAUUUCAAUUAAGAGGAAAAGAGUAACUCGACAAAAACAUAGAAAAAGAUCAGACUUACAAAAAUAUAGAUCAUUCAAUGGUGGGCGACAAGAACUCUCUGGGAUCUCUUGUUGAGGAUUUUGUUGAAUCGGUUAUACGUCUAUUUGAUGAUUUGAAUGACUUCUGCAGGUGUCUUAUAGAAAUGUGAAUAAUCCGAUCGUACGUUUCUUGUUGCUCUAUUAUUCACGUUUGGGUUGUAGUGUGUUUAUAGUUGUCGUGCCUUCCCAAUAUGUAAACUUUAUCAAACUGAUAUAUUCCAGCGUGCCUUACAGAGAUGUCACUGACCGAUAUAUAUAUUGUAUAUCCACAGUGCCCGGUCUGAUAUAUUCCAGCGUGCCUUACAGAGAUGUCCACAAUCCGAUAUAUAUAUUGUAUUUCCACAGUGCCCGGAGUUUUUGUAAUCAGCCUUGUUUUUCCUGUUUAAGAUUUCAUUUAUACGUAUGAACAUUUCCAUUGUUGACGUGAUAUACUGACAUUGUUGACGUGAUAUGCUGACAUUGUUGACGUGAUAUACUGACAUUCUUGACGUGUAUUACUGAGAUUGUUUACGUGUAUUACUGACAUUGUUGACGUGAUAUACUGACAUUGUUGACGUGAUAUACUGACAUUGUUGACGUGAUAUACUGACAUUGUUGACGUGAUAUACUGACAUUGUUGACGGGAUAUACUGACAUUGUUGACGGGAUAUACUGACAUUGUUGACGUGAUAUACUGACAUUGUUGACGUGAUAUACUGACAUUGUUGACGUGAUAUACUGACAUUGUUGACGUGAUAUACUGACAUUGUUGACGUGAUCUGCUGACAUUGUUGACGUGAUAUACUGACAUUGUUGACGUGAUAUACCGACAUUGUUGACGCGAUGUACUGACAUUGUUGACGUGAUAUACCGACAUUGUUGACGUGAUAUACUGACAUUGUUGACGUAAUAUACUGACAUUGUUGACGUGAUAUACUGACAUUGUUGACGUGAUAUACCGAAAUUGUUGACGUGAUAUGCCGACAUUGUCGACGUGAUAUGCUGACAUUGCUUGCAGCCAAAUAAAAUAAUGCUUUGGACGAUCAUACACCAUGUUGAGGUUGAGGCAGACUCCCAUAGCAUACCUAAUUUGGAGUAUGAAUUUGUUACUAAAGAUAGCUUUAACCGUGAAUAUUGCAAUAUAUUAUUUACCGGCUAUCAAUUUACGACAAGGUAAAUAAUAUUUUACUAAAAGAUGUUUACUGGAAACGUUGUCUAUUUAGAAACUUGAUGUUACUCUACCGGAAGUAUUGCAUGAAAUUUUGGUACUUUCCAAUGUGAAAUUCUUUGCAUUUAUAUGAUGUUUCAUGACUAAAUAGAGGUGACUUGAACGAAUGUUAUUUAAAAGUUAAGUGUAAAGUGAUUUUGGCUAUUUUUAGUAACAAAGCUAUACCUCAAUUGUCGUAAAAUUCGGCAAGUUUGCGAACUCUACGCAAGUUGGCGGUUUUUCCCAAACCUGUACCCUUGCAGAGAGUACCCAACAAAUUGUUAUCAGGGUGAUGUGUGCCAACAAUAAUUGUUUGUAUUAUGCACGGUUUUCCUUUGCUUGUUGAAGUUUAACAUUAUAUAUUAAAAUAAAGAACAAUUUACCUUA